Molecule: messenger RNA, 354 nt
Organism: Penicillium cosmopolitanum
Lineage: Eukaryota; Fungi; Ascomycota; Eurotiomycetes; Eurotiales; Aspergillaceae
Exons: 1
Coding region: 1-354 (117 amino acids)
Source: RefSeq, a predicted model, not a curated record
AUGCCACAAUGGUGGGAAAGAAGACUUCAAAAGUACGAGGCUUAUCAGGCCGAGUUUGAUCGAGAGAUUGGAACACUACCCCUUGAUCUGGACUCGGCGGUGGCUAUUCGCUUGAGGGAUCUCAAAAAUGUGCGGGAAGAUCUUAAAAAUAACGGGGAUAAGCGCAACCUUCUAUCGACGGUAAACGCCCUCAUAGAAGCCUACAUGUCCAAGGGGUUGAAUUGGAAUGACGGACUGGUGACAUACUGGUCAAAGCGCAAGAAGGUUUGUGAUGGCCCGAAGGAAUUCACAUGGAAAGACUUCGAUCUCUACAGCGAAAUGCAUCAAGGACACCAGAGUUUCUGGGUUGGUUGA